AUGCCUGAUUACUUCUUCCAUGUUGCCGUUGAACUCUUCACAGAUCAUCCGCCCAACCACCAACACCAUCCCGAAUCCCACCCUCCUGACCUGUCGCAGUUCUUCAAAGCCUUGAAACCCUUCACACGCUCACCAGCUGGAAGACAGUCGCGGAGCAAUAUAUCUGACCACAGAAAGGCCCUACCCCUCCAACCUCAACGUUUGCAGCCCGCCACUCAUGAAAGUGAACUUGCCCCGGAGAUCCCACACUCCGAUUCAAAAGAUCAUCGCUUGGACACAGUGACCCUUGAAAGCGCAGACAUGGCAACACAGUCAGGAGGCGGAGAACAUUCCAGCCAGAAUGGAAAUAUAAUUGAAAAGGGUAUCGGCACUGCCAUUUCAGGACGUCACAUGAAAGGCCGCUACGAACCUUUAGAAGCCAAUGGUGGGGUGGAAGGCUGGGGGAUAGUACAUCUUUACAGAGAUUCAGAAGAAACGUCAGGUCUAUACCAGGAUUCAGUAUACCGUUCAAGUGAUCUGUGGAGUGAUGGACUGCGCCAUCCAUCUGGCAAAAUACAUCCCCCUCCCAAAGACGAGGAGUGUACCACGCUCUGUAUCCUUGCAGUUCCCUCAUACAUGACACCUUCCGACUUUCUGUCUUUUGUGGGCGAAGGGACAAGGAGCCAGGUCAGCCAUUUCAGAAUGGUUCGGACCUCGCGAGCAAACCGGUACAUGGUCUUGAUGAAGUUCAAGCACGGGAAACAGGCAAGAGUAUGGCAGAAUGAGUGGAACGGCAAGGUAUUCAAUACUAUGGAGCCAGAAACGUGCCAUGUGGUUUUCCUGAAGUCUGUGGAGCUCAUACACACCUCUUCCAUGGAACAGAACAGUGGGCUUAGUUCGCCAACAACAAGCUAUCCUCGCAUGUCCAACGAUCCAUUUAUUCCUGCUGGUACAUCAACUAAACCUCUUGCACCGAGAACGCCUUCCUUGAUUGAACUGCCGACUUGCCCUGUCUGCCUCGAGCGCAUGGAUGAGACGACAGGUCUAUUGACCAUACCCUGUCAACACGUCUUCCACUGUACGUGCCUGGAGAAAUGGUCAGGCGGCGGCUGUCCUGUAUGCCGAUACACUCAUGAUGAUUUUUCAAGCCGCCUUGGUUCUCACAAAUUCAAGAGCAAAGUGCAAGGGGAAUUCGAAGUAUAUGACGGCCCUCGGGAGUGUGAUGUCUGUCAUGUCGAAACGAGCCUUUGGCAAUGUCUCAUUUGUGCCAAAGUGGGCUGUGGAAGAUAUGAAGGUAAACAUGCAUACACCCAUUUUGAGGAGACCGGACACGCGUUCAGUAUUGAUCUUGAAUCCAAACGAGUCUGGGACUACGUCGGUGAUGGCUAUGUCCAUCGUAUCAUACAAAAUGCCGGCAGCCCGGGUGAGAAAUUGGUCGAGUUGCCUGGGAGAAUGCGGGAGCCCACUGCACUCCAGGGACAGGAAGAUCUGGAUUUUCUGAAAAUGGACAACAUGGCCUUGGAAUAUACCCACCUUUUGACCAGCCAAUUAGAGAGCCAGCGGAUUUAUUUCGAAGAAAUUGUGGAGCGAGCCGUAGAUAAAGCGACCGAAGCGAACAACAGAGCCGAGGAAGCGACAACAGAGGCCCGCGUUGCAAUCCAAAAGCUGCAUAUUCUUGAAAGUGAGCAUGACCUGGUAGCGAAAGGACGUCUCCCAGAGUUAGAGAGGGAAAAGGAGCGACUAGCGAAACGCAGCUCCAAGUUCGAAGACAUGGCUCGCUCGUUCAACGCAAAGUACCAGGAGGAAAAGGCCCUGACCACCAGUCUAAUGGAGCGGGUUAAAUUUCUGGAAGAGUCGCAGAUCCAGGAGCUCAAUAAUAAAGUGCAACGGCUCGAGGAAGACAACGCGACGAAAGAUCUGCUCAUGGAGGGUCUGAGAGACGAACACCGUGACGCGAUGAUGCAGAUUUCCGCGCAAAGAAAACUAGAGGAGAUGGUGGAGAGGGGCGAACUGGACCAAGAGGAUCUCGACGGUGCCGUUAUCGAGGCCGGGCCAGCUGCGAAGAAGAAACUCCCCCUUCGGAGAGGGAGGAAAGGCGUGCAUGCUCAAACGAGUAGUAGCAGCGGUCUCGUUGCAGCUGGCUCAACAAGGCUCCCUAAUCCCUCUUCUCCCCCCUCUCCGGCUCCUGCCACCGACACCUUCACCAGUGCAGGUCUCUACCGCGACCUCCUGGGCGCCAAUUCGCCAAGCAACGACUGGAACGAGGAGAAAGCCAGACUGAUCCUUGAAGAAUGCAGGGCGAAGUUGCUUGGUGAAGGCUUACUGGUGCCAUCGGGUUCGAAUGCCACAGCUGUUGAGAUGGAGGACAGUGACGGGGACGCUGAACUCGAUGGUGAAGGAGCCGGCGAACAGCAGCCGCAGGGUGAAAAGAGCAAGUCCACUAGAAAGCGGAAGGGGAAGAAGAAGGCGAAGAAGUAA
Messenger RNA from Exophiala aquamarina CBS 119918, 2457 nucleotides. RefSeq lists its product as uncharacterized. The transcript is spliced from 2 exons. The record is from RefSeq and is a predicted model, not a curated record. Gene Ontology annotation, molecular function: zinc ion binding; ubiquitin protein ligase activity. Gene Ontology annotation, biological process: protein ubiquitination; Ras protein signal transduction. Gene Ontology annotation, cellular component: cytoplasm. The coding region runs from base 1 to 2457 and encodes 818 amino acids. NCBI's taxonomy places the organism in Eukaryota, Fungi, Ascomycota, Eurotiomycetes, Chaetothyriales, Herpotrichiellaceae.